UAAUCACACACAUAUCAUCUUGUGCAAAGAUCGAUCAACUAGCGAUGGAGUGCUACUACUCUUCGAAGCUAGCCUGGUCCCAGCUGGUCCUCGCCUUGGCCAUGGCAGCCGCCAUCACCUCGCCGUGCGCUGCCCAGAACGCCCCGGCGGACUUCGUGAGCCUCCACAACUCUUUGCGUGCGCUUGUCGAAGUCGGGCCGGUGACAUGGGACACCACGGUGGCGAAUUACGCGCUGAACUAUGCGAACCAGCGCAAAGCCGACUGCAACCUGGUGCACUCCGGCGGGACGUACGGGGAGAACAUCUUCUGGGGCUCCGCCGGCGGCACCUGGACGGCGUCGAGCGCCGUCACCAUGUGGACCGACGAGAAGCAGUUCUACGACUACGCCACCAACACCUGCGCGACCAACAAGGUGUGCGGCCACUACACGCAGGUGGUGUGGAGGUCCUCCACGUCCAUCGGCUGCGCCCGCGUCGUCUGCGACAGCAACCGCGGCGUCUUCAUCAUCUGCAACUACAGCCCGCGGGGCAACAUCGCCGGACAGAAACCCUACUAGCUACAUAUAUAUAAUGGGGGUAACGCAUGCUCAUGAACCUAUGAUUCAUGCAUGUACGUACUUAUGCCCCAUGGAAUAAGCUCUGAUCUAUUAUUGUUCUUAUAUAAUCUGAUAAACUCUAUACAAUCCAGAUCUAUUCCAAAGUC
Molecule: messenger RNA, 703 nt
Organism: Triticum aestivum (bread wheat)
Lineage: Eukaryota; Viridiplantae; Streptophyta; Magnoliopsida; Poales; Poaceae
Product: pathogenesis-related protein PRB1-3-like
Exons: 1
Coding region: 45-557 (170 amino acids)
Cellular component (GO): extracellular region
Source: RefSeq, a predicted model, not a curated record